GCACCAGUUGUUGGCAGGCGGAGCCCCGCCAUUCAGGCCCUGAAAGCGGCCUCUGUUAGUCUGGGCCGCCGGGGGCUCUCGCCCUCCGACCCCCGGAGAAGACGGCAUGGCCCCCGGCUGGUCUUCAAGAGCUUUGUUGCUGCUCCUUCUGAUGCUCGCUAGGAGCCGAGAGACGCUCGCAGCAUCAUUUUAUGGUGAAAGCUACAUACAAUUAAAGGUUGCUGAAACGCUGUCUGAAAUAUCACUGAAAUUACGUUUUCAGACAAGUAGACCUGAUGGAUUGCUUUUUCUUGCUCCUGGAAAGGAAGAUUAUUUUUUGGUGGAAUUAAAUUCUGGAAAUAUACAGGUGAAGAUCAACUUUCGAACAAAUGAACAGAUCCUUCGUUCCCAGUUGCACUCACAACUUGAUGAUUUAGAGUGGCAUCUUCUUGAAAUUCAUCAUGAAAGAGAAAAUAUUACUCUAGUGAUUGAUAAAAAUUAUCAAACUAGUGCAAUAGUGCCACAUUCCCUAGUAUUUGAACUAAACAUUGAAUAUGGUCUCUAUAUUGGUGGGAGAGGUGCCCUUGAUGUCCACUAUCUUAACAGUACACCAAUUAAUUUCCGAGGAUGUAUUAAUGAUGUGAUACUUAACAACCAUGAUAUCUUAACUUCCCUGAAAUCUUCUGUAAGAAAUAAAAACAUUUACGAAGUAUCACUGAGCUGUAGCAAUGAAUUUUUUGCAGGGGAAGAAGAACCCAUAAGUUUUUUUAGUUCCAAAUCCUAUGUUUCAUUUCCUCUUUGGAAUGUCCAAGCAGGAGGCGUUUUGGAAUAUUCAGUGCAAACUACAGCUCAGAGGGGAUUGCUGAUCUACAGUUCUGGUCCCGUAGGAAACUUUGUUGCAAUGGAAAUUGAAAAUGGUCUCAUUAGAGCUCACAUUAGAAUGGGUAAAAAUAGACUUGAACUUUCUUCUCUUAGCCCUGUCAACGAUAACCAAUGGCAUGUUAUCAGAUUAAAAUUUUCCAUAAAAUAUGUCGAACUCACUCUAGAAAAGAAAACUGUGAAAACUCCAUUGCCUUCUCAUAGUAGGCUUCCUGUCCUUAAAGGGGCCUUAUAUGUGGGUGGAAUAAAUGAUGCACUCCGUGCAGAAGUGCUAAAAUACGGGUUAGCUUCAGUUUCUGGAAGAUACGGAGAAGGCGGAUCUUUCAGAGGCUGCUUAAAGGAUUUGAUAAUUGGUUCCCAAAAAUAUUCCUUGAAAAAUGUUCUAGUGACUAAGGAUAUUUCAGUCGGAUGCACAAUACCUAAUUUUGCACCAGAAAAGCAGGCUGUGAGAAUAGCCUCUUCCAUUUCUGUUGCUGCUACUGUUGCUCCUAAAUUGCUUAGGAAAGAAAGUUAUGACCAUUUUUUGUUUGUCAACAACUUGAUUGUGCCAGAAGGUGGGCAAGCAUUUCUUGGAUCUAAGCACAUUAAAGUCAGUGUGGACUUCAAAGCACUGGGGAUUCGUCAGUCACAAAUUCUUUUUAGAAUUAAACAUCCCCCUUCUUAUGGCCAGUUGAGGUUGAAUGUUGUGUCAAAGCAAGAAAACUUCACAUUUAGUAUGCUAGAUUUGUGGCAAGGUAAAGUUUUAUACAUUCAUGAUGGUUCUGAAGAAAGCUAUGAUUAUUUCACUUUCUCUGUUUCUACAAGCAGUAAAAGGAAGAUGCCUCUGUAUCUCCAAGGAAAUGAUGAAUAUAUGUUUACUAUUACAGUGAGACCAAUCAAUGAUGCUCCAGAACUCAUAUUUCCAAAUGGAAACUUACUUCUUCUCUUAGAACACUCCAAGAAAUGCCUGAGCAUAGAUUCAGUAAAUAUUGUGGACAACGACACAAGUGUUGCAGAUCUUAGUAUUACAGUCCUUGGAAAUUCAAACACAGAUGCAGGUUUUCUAGAAAAUUCCAAGACUCCUGGGCAAACAAUUACUACCUUUUCCUAUGAGGAUUUACAACAUGGUAAUGUUUUCUUUGUCCAUACUGGAGUUCAGAAUUCCAGGAUUGUUCUGCGAGCAAGCGAUGGGGAGAAAGUUAGCAACACAGUCGUGUUGCGUGUCAUGGCUGUACCCCUGGAUUAUAAAUUAGUCAACAACACGGGAGUUGAUGUGGUGCAAGGCACCACAGUGUUGAUAACACUCAAACAUUUGGCCACAGAAACAAAUGCUUUUCAACAAGAGCUGGAGAUAAGAUAUGAAAUCACAGAAGAACCCUUUUUUGGAGAAAUUCAGAGGAGGCUUACUGGUCGAGAAUGGAAAAAAAUUAAUUAUUUUUCUCAACGAUCCAUUGAACGUGGUCGUGUGAGGUAUCUUUCUACCUUCAAAGCAAUUCAGCAAGAUAAUGUCCACGAACAUUUUAAAUUUAAAAUUAUCAUCGGUAGCAAUAUAAGCCAAGAGUUUCUGUUUGCUGUUAGAGUAAAAUGGUUGACUUAUAAUUUACUGAAAUAUGCACCAUUAGUUAUUGAUAAAUCGGAUAGAGAGUAUCUUAAUUCUAAUAACCUUCUUGCGGUCAUACCACAGAUAGACCUGUCAGAAAAUGAAUUUCUUUACAAGCUGCAAUCCUUGCCUGAGAAAGGAAGAAUUCUGCUUGAUAAUGUUCCACUGCAAAUAAAUUCCAGCUUCAGCCAACAGAAUAUUUCUGAUUGUAAAGUAGAAUAUCAAUUAUACAGGAAGUCCCACGAAGAAAGUCUGGAUUCAUUUAGAUUCUUCAUUAGUACCCAGUAUGUGGUAUCAGAUAUCUAUGAUUUCAAAAUCAAGAUCAAAACAAACCCACAAACCAUUAUUUUGAUAAACAAUGGUCUUACUGUUCCUGAAGGUGAAGGAUCACUGAUAACAAAAUCAGAAUUGUUUGUACAGACCUUCAGUAAUACGACUUUUGAGUAUAAGGUUACAAAAAGUCCUCAACAUGGGAAAUUAAUGCUUAUUAAUUUUUCUGAUUCCCCAGAAAGUAACAACAAUCUUAGUAGUUUCACUAAUCAGGAUAUAUAUGGAGAACGUCUUAUGUAUAUUCAUGAUGACUCAGAGACGCAGUGCGAUGAAAUCCAUAUCACUGCAACUGCCAUAAAAUUUGGAGAAGAAGAUUUAGAUACAGAGUUCCCAUUAUUAGUAGAGAUCAAAUUUAAUAUUUCUAUCCACCUGAAAAAUGAUGAAAAACCAAUUAGAGUAGUGGAUAAGGUAUUUCAUGUUGUUAAGAAUGGAAGGAAACUCUUGACUUUGGAUGAUCUUUGCUAUCAUGACCCUGAUACGGAUUUUGAUGAUAAUCAGUUGUUAUACACCAGGCGUGGCAUUCCUAAUGGAGACUUGGUUCUUGUCAAUGAAACAUCAUAUAGACUCUAUCAGUUCAAGCAAGAGGACCUUAUACAAAAGCAAGUCCUCUUUGUUCAUCGAGGUGCAACUUACGGUCGUUUUGUGCUAUUUGUAACUGAUGGAAAACAUUAUACAUCAUCUUUGCUAGAAGUAAGUGCUUCUGAACCAUAUGUCCUUCUAGCAAACAAUACAGGAUUAUUGAUCCAAAAAGGAAAAGAAGCAGUUAUUACCACAACUAACCUGAGUGCUACCACAAAUCAAGAUAUUAGAAGUGAUCAUGAAAUUAGAUUUGAGAUAUUUUUUUCCCCAAAGUAUGGACAAAUCUUUGUUAAUAAUUUAGCACUGGCCACUUUUACUCAGCAUGAUCUCAAAAUGGAACAUGUGACUUAUAGACAUGAUGAUAGCAAUAAUUUGAUUGACACAUUGAACUUCACUGUUUAUGCUAAAGAACUCCACUUGUAUGCUAAAAUGAACAUUCAGAUAUAUUUGGAAAGCCAUCAGCGUCCACCAGUGAUCCUACAUAACCACAGCCUUUUGGUUGAAGAAGGGAAACCUGUUCAAAUCAGUAAUGGAAAAUUGCUGGCUGUGCAUGACAACAGCUUGCCAUCAGAGAUAGAAUUCAAAAUAAGAUCAUCUCCAGUCUAUGGCUAUCUUUGGAAGUUUAUAUCAAAAGAAAAUUACCUUGGAGCAGAAAAAAAUCCAGUUUUGUCUUUUACUCAACAAGACAUCAAUGAUGGUAUUAUCCAGUACAUACAGACCAUCUCCAACCAACUCCAAGACCACUUUUCCUUGGAUGUCACCAAUGGCAUCCAGACAGUCAGUGGAAUAGAAAUUACUGUGGACAUCAUUCCAAAGCUGAUCCCACUAGAAGUACACAACUUUACAGUUGCUGAAGGGAGUUCAAAAGUCCUUGAAGAAGAUAUUCUAAAAAUUUCUAAUAGCCGCUUUGCAGAAGUUAAUUGUGACUUCAGUCUAGCUGAGUCACCAAAACAUGGACGAAUUGCAAACUCUCAUUUUUUUGGAAUGGCAUUGACUAAAUUUACCAGAAAACAGGUAGAACAAGGUUUGAUCUUCUAUGUUCAUGAUGACAGUGAACAGCUGCUUGACAAUUUUACCAUUAUUGCAAACUGCACACAACUAUGGAAGCAUAGCUUGCCUCAGAUCAUAUUUGUGACUAUUACACCAGUAAAUGAUGAAGCUCCCAUCAUAAAGAGAAAUAUAGCACUCCGGGUGUGGGUAGGAUCAGUCACUGAAAUAACAACAAAUGAACUCUUGGCAGAAGAUAAAGAUUCUUCUCCAGUAGAAUUAUUGUAUUCUGUUUCUCCUCCGAAUAAUGGCCACUUGGCACUCAAGUCUUUUCCAAACAAGAAUAUCCUUAAUUUUACCCAAGCUCAUAUUGAAGAAGGACAAGUGGUAUUCGUCCAUAGAGGAUCAAUGUCUGGAGGUUUCAGUUUUCAAGUUACAGAUGGCAUAAACUUUGCACCUCGUCAGAUAUUUAGCAUCACAGCUCGAAAUUUGGUUAUUCGCCUUGAAAAUAAUAAUGGAUUAGAAAUUUUUCCAGGUUCCAGGAAACCAAUUACAUCCUACCAUCUGAAGGCUGUCACCAAUGAUGUGGUUGAGGUAGAAAAUAGAACAAUUGUUUUUACAAUUGCAAAUUCCCCCAAACUUGGAAGACUGAUCCGUAUAUUUUCUGAAAAUAACAUACGGGAUAUUUCAAGUUUUACACAAUCUAUGGUGGAUAAAGGAUUGAUCAUCUACGAGCAUUCAGACAAACAAUCAGUUGAUUGGAGCACACAAGAUUAUUUUACAUUUACGGUCUCCUCUCCACCAGCUGCUCUGGGACCGCAGGUGUUCCAUAUUAAUAUAUCCUAUGAAAUUAGAGCACAUAAUCAGAGCAGUCAGCUACUGGCCAACACAGGUGCUGUCGUCCAGGAAGGUGGCAAAGUUUUAAUUGACAAAACUAAGCUGGAUAGCUCAAACCUACUGUCUAAAUUACCCCAGACACAACGUUCUUCAUUUGAAGUGUGGUAUGAAGUCAUAGCAUUGCCUCAACAUGGCAGAAUUAUUGUGGGAGAACGAAAUAUUACUAGAGACAAACCCCAUUUCUCCCAGUAUAUCAUUAACAAAUUUGGAAUUACCUAUUUUCACGAUGACUCUGAAUCACUCACCGAUCACUUUAUCUUUGUUGUGUGGCUAAAUGAGAAAAGCAAGUCUACCGUGAAACCCAAUAUUGAUGUUUUAGAAGAGGCAUUUAAUAUUACUGUUGUACCAGUGAAUGACCAGGUUCCAAAACUAAAGUCAAAACUGCUAUGUUUGAAUGUUUUGCAAGGAGAUCGAACAGUUCUAGGACAAGAUAACCUAAACGUUGAAGAUUUGGAUAACUCACCAGAAGAGAUUAAAUAUACUGUUAUAACUGAUCCCCAAAAUGGACAUUUAGCACUGUGGACUCGUUUGAAUGAGUCUAUCAAAAAUUUCACACAAGCUGAUAUUAAUGAUGGCAGCGUUUGGUUUGUACAAGAUGGGAGCCCUUUCUCAGGGGUUUUCUAUUUUAGUGUGACCGAUGGGCAGCACCGUCCACAGUAUAAACUCUUUCAGCUUGAUGUGAUACCGGUGUCCAUCACAUUGAUUAACUUCACAGAAGUGGUUCUUCUCCAGGGACAGGACAGAGUUGCUAUUACAAAUGUCCAUCUUUCGGCCACAACAAAUGGGAAGAACCCUGAAAUCAGGUUUGAAGUCACAAAGCCUUUUAGAUAUGGGAGUCUUCUGAUUGAGAAUGAACAGGUGACCUCAUUUCACCAAAGAGAUUUAUAUGCAGAAAAAUUGUUGUACUGUAUGGCAGACUUCACUGCUUUUGGUGAUACGUUAGAAUUUACAGUGUUCACAAGAGACAGUAAUCUAACAGGACAAGUUCUGAAGCUCUUAGUACAACCUCUUUUGCAAAUGGCCCUUAAUGUGACCAUUCCCAACAGGAUGUCUUACCAGCUCAAUGCAAGUUAUUUGGAUGCUACACAGUUAGCCAACCUGACAAAAAGCAACCCCCAGUUUGAAGUCAUAAUGUCACCAGUUUACGGAAGUCUUUCAAGGAAGUCGUUGAGUAACGCUGAAAGCAAGAAUCUGGUUUUCUUCACAAAAAGGGACAUUGACAUGGGUGUCAUUUUCCUUGAAACCAGUGCUAAUAUGACAAAUACCGAUGUAUUAAAUGAUUCCUUUUCCUUUAUACUUAAAGCAGACAAUGUUCAGCCUGCCGUUGGUGAGUUCCACUUUGUCAUAGUGCAACAGGAUUCUUCACCGGUUCAGGUGUUUACUCCAGAAGUGCCUUUUUUAACUACUGUUGACAUUUUAGAAACUUACAUUACAGAAAAUGAACAUCUGGUUAUUCCAAAGCAUGGUACGCACACAGAUGUACCAGCACAGACUUUCAGGCCUGACCAAAUCCAUUGGGAGCAUCAGAAAGAUAGACAGUAUGAUGAAGAUAAUACUGUUUGGUCUGUGACCACAAUAAAUACACAGACUGAAAGCACCUGGCUUCAGACAUUGAGCAGCAGGAGCUGGUUGAUAAUCAUCGUACCCCUUUCUUCUGUGACUGCUUUAUUCAUUAUAAUUGCCAUUGUUCUUUGUAUCUUCCUAAUAUGCCAUAGAUCAAAGAAGGCAAAACCUUUUAUUUUAGAACAGCCACCAGUAAUUCUCAACAGUUCAAGCUUUUCCACAGAGAGGAGCUUAACAAUACCUACUGUCACAGUGACACCUCUCUUAAAAAGCACAGACAAAACAUCCGUUUUACCAUUCAUGUCCCUCCAGCGGGAACAGUCUUAUCCAAUGCCAGCUACUCCAGAUCCAGCAGUAAGUUUUCUGCAAAGCACCUGGUCCAGCCUUGACCCAGAAAUUAUUCAGCACUGUCGAAAAACUCACCCAACAUUGAAAUGCAAUCAAUACUGGGUAUAAUAUACCAUUGAAAUCAGUAAAGAAUGUUCAACCUUG
Messenger RNA from Pantherophis guttatus, 7285 nucleotides. Its product is annotated as chondroitin sulfate proteoglycan 4-like. Gene Ontology annotation, biological process: anatomical structure morphogenesis. Lineage: Eukaryota; Metazoa; Chordata; Lepidosauria; Squamata; Colubridae. The record is from RefSeq and is a predicted model, not a curated record.